AUGAGCCGAAAUAGAGCCGAAGUUGUUGACCUGACAACCAGAUCAUCCCGGCAAAGUCCUAUCUCUUUAUCCUCCUCCCCGCCAAACGCCUCAAACCACGCAUCCUCUUCCCGCCAUGAACAAUUGGCUACUGCUCGCGGUGUCAAACGUCGUCGCAACUGGAGCGACGAGCGUGGCGAUGCCGUCGCAUCCUCUUCGACUCUUUCCGAAAACGAGCCCAUCGAAACGAUUGAUAUGACGGACGACUCAGGCGCGGCUGCACUCGCCCGAACAGUGGCCAAACAGAGGGAGGAUGCCAUCAAAGCGCAAGCAUCAGCGGAGAGGGACUCAAAUCUCUCCGCUCUACUCGCUUACAAAUGUCCCAUUUGCAUGGAGACGCCUGUGGACGCAACGAGCACCUCAUGCGGGCUUCUGCUGACUCCUCAUGUUUAG
Messenger RNA from Penicillium digitatum Pd1, 432 nucleotides. NCBI's taxonomy places the organism in Eukaryota, Fungi, Ascomycota, Eurotiomycetes, Eurotiales, Aspergillaceae. The record is from RefSeq and is a predicted model, not a curated record.